Petromyzon marinus (sea lamprey) is the source of this 11331-nucleotide messenger RNA. RefSeq lists its product as uncharacterized. Gene Ontology annotation, molecular function: protein binding. The record is from RefSeq and is a predicted model, not a curated record. Lineage: Eukaryota; Metazoa; Chordata; Hyperoartia; Petromyzontiformes; Petromyzontidae.
UCUCUGAAAAUAGUGCGCGGCGUCGGACCGAAUCGAUCGGUAGACAAACGACGCUUUGAAGGCCCCGUGCCAAGUUCUGCUAACGCGUCUCGUUAAUUCGUUAUCGAUUAUUAAUAUCAUUUUUUUUAAAUCGAUGUGAGGGUUGUUUUAAAACUGAAUCGAGGCGGAUUGUGGCGAGUUCGGCGGUGAUGCGGUCAUAUAUAAGUAGCGACGCCCCUCCCCCUCACUGUCAGUGAGCGGAGGCUCACCGCAAAAAAAAUAGUCCUGGCGCGCGCGCGCUCGCUCGCUCGCUGACUCGCUCCGGAAACUUUUCAUCAACUCUCAUUUAAAAAGUGAUUAUUGAGUUUUAAUUAACAAACAAAAAUUCGUAAACAACAGAGUUGGAACGAGAGGUGUCUCUGGGUGUGUUUGCGGGCUAGACAUCGGUGGUGGUGUGGUGGUGGUGUGGUGGUGAACACCGGACCCACCAACCAACCAUGGAGCUCCACGGCAAGAUCAUCGUCAUCAAGCGAAACGGCAGCCAUGGCAUCGGCUUCCCCCUCAGCGUACGCAGCUGCCUUAUUGGCAGGUCUCCCGAUUGCGACAUCCGCAUCCAGUUCAACGAGGUCCAGCUGAUGCAUUGUCGCCUUGAUGUGCAGGAUGACGGGCAGGUGGUGCUGUGUAGCCUGUCGGAUGCUGGCAGGACUCUGGUGAACGGUAGUCCGGUGCCGCCCGGUGGAGUGGUGCUGGCGCACGAAGACGUCUUCACGGUGCACCACCGCUCCUUCAGGUUUGAGCUGCCUCCGGAUGCCGCUGUUGCUGCUUCUGCAGAUGCUGCUUCUGCUGCACCACCAGCUGCUGCUACUGAGCCCGUACCACCUGAUGAUGCAUUGACUGCCGCCAUCUCUACCAAUUCCACGGUUGAGGCUGUUACUUUAAUCGCAGAGACAGCCGACCAUACUGCUAAGACUCCAGUCAAGACACCCAGACAGACAGCCGACCAGACAGCCAAGACUCCAGUGCAGAUACCCAAACAAAUAGCUGACCAGACUGCGAAGACACCCAGACAGACAGGCGACCAGACAGCCAAGACUCUAGUGCAGACACCCAAACAAAUAGCUGACCAGACUGCGAAGACACCAGUGAAGACACGCAGACAGACAGCCGACCAUACUGCUAAGAUUCCAGUGCAGACUCCCAGACAGACAGCCGACCAGACAGCCAAGACUCCAAUGAAGACACCUGGACAGCCAGCCGACCAGACAGCCAAGACUCCAAUGAAGACACCUGGACAGCCAGCCGACCAGACAGCCAAGACUCCAAUGAAUAUACCCAGACAGACAGCUAAGACUCCAAUGAAGACACCUGGACAGCCAGCCGACCAGACAGCCAAGACUCCAGUCAAGACACGCAGACAGACAGCCGACCAUACUGCUAAGAUUCCAGUGCAGACUCCCAGACAGACCGCCGACCAGGCAACCAAGACUCCAAUGAAGACAGACAAGCAAAUCGCUGACCAGACAGUCAAGACUCCAGUGAAGACGCCCAGACAGACAGCCAAGACUCCAGUGAAGACACCCAGACAGACAGCCGACCAGACAGCCGACCAGACAGCCAAGACUCCAGUGAAGACACCCAGACAGGCAGCCGACCAGACAGCCAAGACUCCAGUGCAGACUCCCAGACAGACAGCUAAGACUCCAGUGAAGACACCUGGACAGCCAGCCGACCAUACUGCUAAGACACCAGUGCAGACACCCCAACAGACAGCUAAGGCUGCAGUGCAGACACCCAGACAGACGGCUAAGACACCAGUGUGGACACCCAAAUGGGCAUUGUCCACCAAGGAGGUUGACCUUGAUAAGCCGUCCAUGGAUGAAACAGACGUGCAUAAUUCGUCUGUUGACGAUACGGACCUGCAGACUUCAUCCAUUGAUGAGGCAGACCUACAGAAGUCGUCCAUUGAAGAUGGAGACCUACAGAAGUCGUCCAUUGAAGAUGGAGACCUACAGAAUUCAACCAUUGAUGAGGCAGACCUUCAGAAGUCGUCCAUUGAAGAUGGAGACCUACAUAAUUCAUCCAUUGAUGAGGCAGACCUACAGAAGUCGUCCAUUGAAGAUGGAGACCUACAGAAGUCGUCCAUUGAAGAUGGAGACCUACAGAAUUCAUCCAUUGAUGAGGCAGACCUUCAGAAGUCGUCCAUUGAUGAUGCAGCAGACCUGCAGAAGUCGUCCAUUGAUCAGGCAGACCUAUAUACGUCGUCCAUUGAAGAUGCAGACUUGCAGAAGUCGUCCAUUGAUGAGGCAGACCUGCAGAAGUCGUCCAUUGAAGAUGGAGAGCUACAGAAUUCAUCCAUUGAUGAGACAGACCUGCAGAAGUCGUCCAUUGAAGAUACAGUAGACCUGCAGAAGUCGUCCAUUGAUGAAGCAGACUUACAGAAUUCGUCCAUUGAAGAUGGAAACCUACAGAAGUCAUCCAUUGAUCAUGUAGACUUCCAGAAGUUGUUUGAUGAUGCAGCAGACGUGCAAAAGUCGUCCAUUGAUGAGGCAGACUUUCAGACGUCCAUUGAAGAUGCAGACCUGCAGAAGUCGUCCAUUGAUGAGGGAGACCUGCAGAAGUCGUCCAUUGAUGAGACAUACCUGCAGAAGUCGUCCAUUGAUGAGACAAACCUGCAGAAGUCGUCCAUUGAUGAGGGAGACCUGCAGAAGUCGUCCAUUGAUGAGACAUACCUGCAGAAGUCGUCCAUUGAUGAAACCGACCUGCAGAAGUCGUCCAUUGAUGAGACAAACCUGCAGAAGGCGUCCAUUGAUGAGGAAGACCUGCAGAAGUCGUCCAUUGAUGAGGCAGACCUGCAGAAGUCGUCCAUUGAUGAGGAAGACCUGCAGAAGUCGUCCAUUGAUGAGGAAGACCUGCAGAAGUCGUCCAUUGAUGAGGAAGACCUGCAGAAGUCGUCCAUUGAUGAGACCAACCUGCAGAAGUCGUCCAUUGAUAACGAAGACCUGCAGAAGUCGUCCAUUGAUGAGGAAGACCUGCAGAAGUCGUCCAUUGAUGAGGAAGACCUGCAGAAGUCGUCCAUUGAUGAGACCAACCUGCAGAAGUCGUCCAUUGAUAACGAAGACCUGCAGAAUUCGUCCAUUGAUGAGGAAGACCUGCAGAAGUCGUCCAUUGAUGAGGAAGACCUGCAGAAGUCGUCCAUUGAUGACGAAGACCUACAGAAGUCAUCCAUUGAUGAGGCAGACCUACAGAAGUCGUCCAUUGAUGAGGCAGACCUGCAGAAUUCGUCCAUUGAUGAGGAAGACCUACAGAAGUCGUCCAUUGAUGAGGAAGACCUGCAGAAGUCGUCCAUUGAUGAGGAAGACCUGCAGAAGUCGUCCAUUGAUGAGACAAACCUGCAGAAGUCGUCCAUUGACGAGGCAGACCUGCAGAAGUCGUCCAUUGAUGAGGCAGACCUGCAGAAUUCGUCCAUUGAUGAGACAGACCUGCAGAAGUCAUCCAUUGAUGAGGCAGACCUACAGAAGUCAUCCAUUGAUGAGGCAGACCUGCAGAAAUCGUCCAUUGAUGAGGCAGACCUGCAGAAAUCGUCCAUUGAUGAGAAAGACCUGCAGAAGUCAUCCAUUGAUGAGGCAGACCUACAGAAGUCGUCCAUUGAUGAGGCAGACCUACAGAAGUCGUCCAUUGAUGAGGCAGACCUGCAGAAAUCGUCCAUUGAUGAGGCAGACCUGCAGAAGUCAUCCAUUGAUGACGAAGACCUGCAGAAGUCAUCCAUUGAUGAGGCAGACCUACAGAAGUCAUCCAUUGAUGAGGCAGACCUGCAGAAGUCAUCCAUUGAUGAGGCAGACCUACAGAAGUCAUCCAUUGAUGAGGCAGACCUGCAGAAGUCAUCCAUUGAUGAGGCAGACCUACAGAAGUCAUCCAUUGAUGAGGCAGACCUGCAGAACUCGUCCAUUGAUGAAACAGACCUACAGAAGUCGUCCAUUGAUAAGGAAGACCUACAGAAGUCGUCCAUUGACGAGGCAGACCUGAAGACGUCCAUUGAUGAGGCAGACCUGGAGAAGUCGUCCAUUGAUGAGGCAGACCUGGAGAAGUCGUCCAUUGAUGAGGCAGACCUGAAGACGUCCAUUGAUGAGGCAGACCUGGAGAAGUCGUGCACUGAAGAUGCAGCAGACCUGCAGAAGCUGUCCAUUGAUGAGACGUCCCUCAGGAACAUCACCCUCGCGUCGAAGUCGCCCCUCCGCGAGGUGGACCUUUCGGGCCAGCGGCCGCCCCGUGCCGAGGUCGACCCGGCCUCUAAGUCACCCUCCUCCGGCACCGCCAAGGCCGAUGCCAAGGCCACGCUGCUUCUGCUAUGUCCGCCGUCGUCGUCGUCGUCGUCACCCCUCGUGGGCCGCCACCUCUUGGAGGUGGAGUCCGUGAGGAGCGUCCUGCUGCUCGGUAACGGCAGCUCGCCUGUCCGCGCCUUCAAGGAGAACGUUCCGCUAGCGCGGGACGGAGCGGACAAGAGCCCCGUGGCCCCGGGGGAGUCGUCUCCCUUCCCUCUCAUCAAGGACGGCAGGAAGAAGACCGCGACGGGGGUGGAGACAGACGGCCCUGCUACGUCCGACUGCGAUGCAAGGCCUGCCUGGACAUCUCCUACGGGGCGUCGCCGUUCCUCCGUGGGUUCUCGCGGCACCCCAGAGACAAACGCAGCCAUCUGCCACGCAGCGCGCUUAGUGAACACGGCUCCGGCGUUCUCGCGAGGCCGCUACCGCCAUAGUAGCCCCCUCGUGCCUCGUCCACACGGCCGUCGCCCGUCCCUCAGGUCCUCCAUCCUCAUGAGGAGGUCGGAGCAGCUUGGGGGCCGCAUGGCCGAGGUGACGGAGGAGGAGGUGGAAGUGGUGACAGAGGAGGUGGUGGUGCCGAAGGAGGCAGAGGAGCAGCAGCAGCAGACGGAAGGGGUGGGAAGAGACACGGGGACACGGAGAGUCUCCACCCGGAAGCGGAUGUCGGAGGUGGUGGAGGUGGAGGAGGUGACGAAGGAGGAGAAGCAGCAGCAGAAGGAAGGGGUGGGAAGAGACGCGGGGACACGGAGAGUCUCCAUCCGGAAGCGGAAGUCGGAGGUGGUGGAGGAGGGCGAGGUGGCGACGAAGGAGGAGGAGGAGGCAGAGGAGCAGCAGCAGAAGGAAGAGGCGGAAAGAGACGCGGGGACACGGAGAGUCUCCAUCAGGAAGCGAAAGUCGUUGGAGGAGGAGGUGGUGGUGGUGGUAGAGGAGGAGGUGGUGGAAGAGAAGGAGGAGGAGGAGGAAGUGGAGGAGGAAGUGGAGGAGGAAGUGGAGGAGGAGGAGGAAGUGGAGGAGGAGGAAGUGGAGGAGGAGGAGGAAGUGGAGGAGGAGGAGGAAGUGGAGGAGGAGGAGGAAGUGGAAGUGGAGGAGGAGGAGGAGAAAGAGGGCAAAAAGGGGGCUGUUGUCCCUGCUUCUGCUGGCGCCUCUCCCUUGUCAUUCGCUCUGCCCCCCCGCAAGCUCAGGAAGGGCAAGAAGGGCAAGAAGGGCAAGAAGGGCAAGAAGGGCAGGGUAGUGUCGUUUGGUAUCCACCUGAGCCCCGAGCUCUUUGACAAGACUCUGCCACCCUCCACGCCGCUCAGAAGGGGAGCGUCGCCCGCCAGGACCCCCAGGGCCCGGGUGGCCAUGCCGGCCUGCGGUGUCAUCCAAGAGGGGGAUGAUGAGUUGUGUUCACACAAGAGGUCUGUAUCAACCUCCAAAAAGCUGUUCUCUUUCAAAGUGGCCUCGCCUAAGAAUGCUCCAAGAGCCUCACCCAAGAUGGCUGCCUCUAAAGCCUCGUGCAAGAUGGCUUCUCCUAUAGCCUCCCCCAAGAUGGCUUCAAGAGCCUCCCCCAAGAUGGCCUCUAGAGCCUCGUCCAAGAUGGCUUCUGCUAGGACCUCACUCAAGAUGGCUUCUCUGAGAGCCUCACCCAAGAUGGCUUCCCCAAGAGCCUCCCCCAUGAUGACUUCUAGAGCCUCGCCCAAGAUAGCUUCUCCUGGAGCCUCGCCCAAGAUGGCUUCUCCUAGAGCCUCGCCCAAGAUAGCUUCUCUAAGAGCCUCGCCCAAGAUGGCUUCUCCGAGAGCCUCACCCAAGGUGGGUUCUCCUGGAGCCUCGCCCAAGAUGGCUUCUUCGAGAGCCUUGCCCAAGAUGGCUUCUCCUAGAGCCUCGCCCAAGAUAGCUUCUCCUGGAGCCUCGCCCAAGAUGGCUUCUCCUAGAGCCUCGCCCAAGAUGAGUUCUGGAGCUUCGCCCAAGAUGACCUCUCCUAGAGCCUCCCCCAAAAUGGCUUCUCUGAGAGCCUCGCCCAAGAUGGCUUCUCCAAGAGCCUCGCCCAAGAUGGCUUCUCCUAGAGCCUCGCCCAAGAUAGCUUCUCCUGGAGCCUCGCCCAAGAUGGCUUCUCCUAGAGCCUCGCCCAAGAUGGCUUCCCCUAGGGCAUUGCCCAAGAUGGCUUCUCCUGGAGCCUCGCCCAAGAUGAGUUCUCCUGGAGCCUCGCCCAAGAUGAGUUCUGGAGCUUCGCCCAAGAUGACCUCUUCUAGAGCCUCCCCCAAGAUGGCUUCUCCUAGAGCCUCGCCCAAGAUGGAUUCUCCUGGAGCCUCGCCCAAGAUGGAUUCUCCUGGAGCCUCGCCCAAGAUGGAUUCUCCUAGAGCCUCGCCCAAGAUGGCUUCUCCUAGAGCCUCGCCCAAGAUGGCUUCUCCUAGAGCCUCGCCCAAGAUGGCUUCUCCUAGAGCCUCGCCCAAGAUGGCUUCUCCUAGAGCCUUGCCCAAGAUGGCUUCUCCUAGAGCCUCGCCCAAGAUGGCUUCUAGAGCCUCGCCCAAAAUGGCUUCUACUAGAGCCUCGCCCAAGAUGGCUUCUCCUAGAGUCUCGCCCAAGAUGGAUUCUCCUGGAACCUCGCCCAAGAUGGAUUCUCCUGGAACCUCGCCCAAGAUGGAUUCUCUUGGAACCUCGCCCAAGAUGGCUUCUCCUGGAUCCUCGCCCAAGAUGGCUUCUCCUGGAGCCUCGCCCAAGAUGGAUUCUCUCGCUCGAACCCCCUCGUCUGUGGUGGUGAUGGCUUCUGAGCUCUCUUCGCCAACGGCGGCUUCUCUAAUGCCCAUUCCCGAGGUGGCCUCUCCAGAGAGGGCCUCACCAAAGCUGUCCUCAACCAAGAUGGCAACCUCAACCCGCACCCCCGUUCGUGUGUCUGGCCGUUUCUCCGUGUCCGUGGUGGAGACCCCGUCGCCCGUCCCGACUCUGCGGCAAGACCGUGACGACGACCGUGGCGAUGGUGAUGACGCCCAGGAGACGGCAGUUGGUGGUGGUGAUAGUGGCGGUGAUGGUGGCGGUGAUGGUGGCGGUGAUGGUGGUGGGUGUACGUUGGAGCGGGGAGGAAGGGGCAGGACGAGGAGGAGUGCCUCAGCGGUCCGGACAGCGAAGGAAGUGUCAGCGGUGGUGGCUGUAAGGAGGACAUGCAGGAGUGUGGGAGGCACGAUGAGGGGCUCUUUGGCCGCCCGUCGCGAGACAUCGGCCCAUGUGGCAAUGACCCCCGAGCGGCAUUCUCCAUGGUCCGGGAAUGAAGGGGAAGUGGACCCCUACGACUUGCUGUGUACCCCCGAGGGGAGCGGUGAGAUGGCCGUGUCUCCCCUGAGUUCUGAUGGCAACCUCCGCCGGGCCCUCCGUCCCGUCUCUCCUCCCGCGUCGUCGAACCGACCGGGCGUCCGUUGUUUCGCCCCACGGCCUGAUGCGGUCGCGACGGAGUGGUGGGUGGCAGAAGAAGCCUCGGUGGACCCCCCUUCGCUUCCGCGGAUGCUCGGGGUGGAUGGCAGCCAAGUCGGAAUUAUGGAAGUUCCCUCCCAGAAAAAAUCUCGCAGGGGGAAAUCUGCGCAAGCCCCUGCCCAAGAUAUUAGCGAGGUAAAAAUGGUGGAACUUCCCUCUGAAGAGAGAUCUGGCGGAGGGAAAUCUGCGGAAGCCCCGGCCCAAGAUAUUAGCGAGGUAAAAAUGGUGGAUCUUCCCUCUGAAAAGAGAUCUGGCGGAGGGAAAUCUGCGGAAGCCCCGGCCCAAGAUAUUAGCGAAGCGGAGAUCGUGGACGUUCCCUCUGAGAAGAGGUCUCGCAGUGGAAAAUCUGCGGAAGCCCUUGCUCAAGAUGUGAACGAGGUAAAAAUCGUUGAAGUUGCAUCUCGUACGAGACCUCGCAGGGGGAAAUCUGCGGACGCCCCUGCUCAAGAUGUUAGCAAAGUAGAAGUUGUGGCAGUUCCCUCUCAGAAGAGAUCUAGGAGGGGGAAAUCUGCGGACGCCCCUGCUCAAGAUAUUAGCAAAGUAGAAGUUGUGGCAGUUCCCUCUCAGAAGAGGUCUCGCAGAGGAAAAUCUGCGGACGCCCCUGCCCAAGAUAUUAGUGAGGUAAAAAUGGUGGAACUUCCCUCUGAAGAGAGAUCUGGCGGAGGGAAAUCUGCGGAAGCCCCGGCCCAAGAUAUUAGCGAGGUAAAAAUGGUGGAAGUUCCCUCUGAGAGAUCUGGCGGAGGGAAAUCUGCGGAAGCCCCGACCCAAGAUAUUAGCGAGGUAAAAAUGGUGGAACUUCCCUCUGAAGAGAGAUCUGGCGGAGGGAAAUCUGAGGAAGCCCCGGCCCAAGAUAUUAGCGAAGCGGAGAUCGUGGACGUUCCCUCUGAGAAGAGGUCUCGCAGUGGAAAAUCUGCGGAAGCCCUUGCUCAAGAUGUGAACGAGAUAAAAAUCGUUGAAGUUGCAUCUCGUACGAGACCUCGCAGGGGGAAAUCUGCGGACGCCCCUGCUCAAGAUGUUAGCAAAGUAGAAGUUGUGGCAGUUCCCUCUCAGAAGAGAUCUAGGAGGGGGAAAUCUGCGGAAGCUCCUGCUCAAGAUAUUAGUGAGGUAAAAAUCGUCGAAGUUCCCUCUGAGGAGAGAUCUCGCGGAGGAAAAUCUGCGGACGCCCCUGUCCAAGAUAUUAGCGUGGUAAACCUCCAGGAAGCUCCCUCUGAGAAGAGGUCUCGCAGAGGAAAAUCUGCGGACGCCCCUGCCCAAGAUACUAGCGAGGUAGGCCUCGUGGAAGCUCCCUCUGAGAAGAGGUCUCGCAGAGGAAAAUCUGCGGAAGCCCCUGCCCAAGAUAUUAGCGACGUAGACCUCGUGGAAGCUCCCUCUGAGAAGAGGUCUCGCAGAGGAAAAUCUGCGGACGCCCCUGCCCAAGAUAUCAGCGAGGUAGACCUCGUGGAAGCUCCCUCUGAGAAGAGGUCUCGCAGAGGAAAAUCUGCGGACGCCCCUGCCCAAGAUAUUAGCGUGGUAAACCUCCAGGAAGCUCCCUCUGAGAAGAGGUCUCGCAGAGGAAAAUCUGCGGACGCCCCUGCCCAAGAUACUAGCGAGAUAGGCCUUGUGGAAGUUCCCUCUGAGAAGAGGUCUCGCAGAGGAAAAUCUGCGGACGCCCCUGUCCAAGAUACUAGCGAGGUAGGCCUCCAGGAAGAUCCCUCUGAGAAGAGGUCUCGAACAGGAAAAUCUGCGGACGCCCCUGCCCAAGAUAUUAGCGAGAUAGGCCUUGUGGAAGUUCCCUCUGAGAAGAGGUCUCGCAGAGGAAAAUCUGCGGAAGCCCCUGCCCAAGAUAUUAGCGACGUAGACCUCGUGGAAGCUCCCUCUGAGAAGAGGUCUCGCAGAGGAAAAUCUGAGGACGCCCCUGCCCAAGAUAUUAGCGUGGUAAACCUCCAGGAAGAUCCCUCUGAGAAGAGGUCUCGAACAGGAAAAUCUGCGGACGCCCCUGCCCAAGAUGUGAACGAGGUAGAAAUCGUUGAAGUUACAUCUCGGAAGAGAUCUCACAGGGGAAAAUCUGCGACAGCCACUGCUCAAGAUAUUAGCGAGAUAAAAAUCGCGGAAGUUCCCUCUCAAAACAGGUCUCGCAGGGGGAAAUCGGCGGAAGCCCCUGCUAAAGAUGUUAACGAGGCAGAAAUCGUGAAAGUUCCCUCUGAGAAGAGAUAUCUUAGAGGAAAAUCUGCGGACGCCCCUGCUCAAGAUGUGAACGAGGUAAAAAUCGUUGAAGUUGCAUCUCGUACGAGACCUCGCAGGGGGAAAUCUGCGGACGCCCCUGCUCAAGAUGUUAGCAAAGUAGAAAUCGUGAAAGUUCCCCCUGAGAAGAGGUCUCGCAGGGGGAAAUCUGCGGAAGCCAUCUCAGAAAUUCCACCUCAGCCGCUGGCUGCUAAGAGAGCAACGCGGGGCCGCUCGAAGACGCCCGGGGAAAUUCCCUCAACCAGAAUGUCUCGGAGGGGGACAUCCGCGGAAGCCCCUACUCGACAUGCGAGCGAGGGGGAAAUCGUGCAAGUUACCCCGGAGGCGGCCGUGAAGGAGAAGACCAUGAGGGCAGGACGGCUGAGGGCGAAGCCGGCUGAAACCCUGGAGACAAGUGGAGGAGUGGUGAAUGCCCAGAAGUCUCCACCCCGUGUCUCCCGUCGCCCGGGCCUGAGCCCAAUCGCAGAGAUUCGCACUCCCUUUGUGGGCGAGGAGGAGGGCGCCGAUGUGCCGGCGUUGAGCCUCUGCAUGAAGACAUUGAGGGAGACAUCAGCAGCAGCAGCAUCAUCAGCAGCUGCUGCUGCUCAGCCAUGCCCCAGACAGCCGGGCCGCUCCAAGCGAUCAGCUGGGGACGGUAGCGCUGGCGGCAAAGCCAAGAUGGCCAGGAACACGCGGGGAGGAGCGGAGGAGGAGGAGGAGGAGGGGGGUGGCGGCAACAGGGUCAAAAGGAGAGGGUGGAGCCAGGUCAUUUUGGAAGCGUCGACAAGUCUGGCUCCUGCUGCUGCUGCUGCUCCUACUGCUGCUGCUCCUGCUGCACAAGGGGCAGCGGCGGGACCAGCGAGGGGCAAGGCGACGGUGAAGAGGCAGGCGGUGGUUGAGAAGGAGCGAGGAGAAGAGACGCCGCCACCUAAGAGGAGGGUGACACGCACCGGUUCAGCCUCUACCAUCACCCAGCCCGGCGCCGGUGUCGAACCCAGGCCAAGAGCUCUGAGGCAGAGAACAGCGCGGGCUCGGCGAUAGCACGGCCGGGCGGUGCGGACGCCCACGGCACCUACGGAGACUUUGUCAUCGGUUCGAGUGUGGGUGGGUGGAGAGAUGUUAUCUCCCUCGUCUGCUACACAGGAGGUCGUGGGUUCAACCCCGGACGCUGACAACGCCUGCCACUGUAUAUUUGGAAUUGCAUGUCUCUCUCUCUCAUCAUCAUCAUCAUCACGAUAGCAAGGUAGAUGUUAACUACCUCGCCUGGUACACAGGAGGUCGUGGGUUCGAUCCCGGACGCUGACGACGCCUGCCGACGUAUAUUUGGAUCCCUGCGGUCUCUCUUUCCACCAUUGCCGCAGGGAUAUUUCUCCCCGAGUUUUUCCCUCCGCAU